GCACAUCCGAUGAUCUCAGCGAGCCUCUCCGGCGAGGCUCUGGCCCACCUCGGGCAGCUCUGGCAGCAGAGCCACCCGCCGCCGGCACCCGCCGGCAUGACGCCGGAAUUCCUUGCGCCGCCGCCGCGGCCGUACGCGCGGUAUCCACCGCGGCGGCGCGACGCCAUGCCAGCGCCGCCGGCUCCGGCACCGUUCCCGUCUUACACGCCGUUUCUGCCGCACGCGUUCCCGCCGUAUCUGUACCGGACGAGGGUGCCGCCGCAGCCGCCGCCGUCGAGCUAUCCCAUGAGGCCGCGGCCGUCGUCAGGGUUUGUGCCGCCGGCGCCCGCGCCUCAUUCGCCGCCGACGGCGCCUGCGCCUGUCCCGCCCCCGAGAGAGGAACCGCCCAUGUCUCCCGAGCGAGGAGCGCCCGCGCCAUACUUCUGCCGCGGCGCGCUCAUCCGCUUAGAAGACGGCUCCCUUCGGCGGGUUGAGGAGAUGCGCACAGAAGACUUCGUCAUGAGCGCGGACCGCAGCGGAGACCUGGCUCUCACGCAGUGCACCCUGCUACGGAUAGAGGAGAGGGGAGAGAAGCUCUCUCUCACUCUCGCGUACGACAGAAAUCGCUCGCAGGUGGAGCUGGAGUCCACGAUGGAUCACCCGUUCUUUGUGUAUGGACGGGGAUGGGCAGCGUAUAUGCCUGAGCGCACGCACGCGCGAUACGGGCUCAGCGUGCAAAGGCUGCAAGUGGGCGACGUUUGCGUGUCGCUGGUGGCUCGCAAGCACGCGGCCCACGCGCCCCACGCCGCGCCCGCGGGGCCCACGGGGGCCAUGAUGACCCCCGCGCCCCCGCAGACCCACCCCGAGAACCUCAGCGUCAAGGAAGACGCCCGCAAGCGGCGGUGGUCCGCCUCCGAUGUCUGCGAGGACGACCGCCCUCCCCCAAAGAAACGCUGAACCGCUGCACGCAUCUUCCGCGUAACAUUUGGACUUUCAAAGUGUUGUGAUCGCCUUCGUUGCAAAGACUCUCGUUUCAGACUGUUAUUUUUAAUCUUGUGAAACGCGAUAAGCCGUUUACCAGUACGUAAGCUUCCGAAGCCGAGCUCGUCCAGCGACCUGUCGCUAGUUUCCGCCAUCCCAGUGAGAACGCGAUGUGUGUUUGUUUGUAAGUUGAGCACUUCUGCAGCGAUCGGCAGUCUACAAUCGUACGCUUAUGAUAUUCUAUUCGGGAACUCUAGGUGCUUAUUACUGUCGGGUGCUUCUGUACGCGUUCGUGUACGAUGUUUUGUAAAUAUGUAUGUAACUUAGGUCAAAGUUAACGUUACACUCCAUGACUAAAUUGAUGUGUCACAAAUGUAGCGUUAGUGCGCCUUGGACUGCGCAGCGCCGCGACAAGACGCUGCCCGGUCCGACUGCGUUUAGUCGUUUAAUGACACAAAUCGUUAUGUACUUGGGAGAACUUGAAGAAAUGCUGAAAAACGUACCUUAAGCUCCACCAUUGAUAGUUUGUUAUAAAUGGAGUUGUUUUCGAUCGAGCACAAAAAUAUGAGUAAGUUUCUAUCAGAUCUUAAAGUAGGUUAGAUAAUGUGAUAACCAAUGAGAUUCAAAAUCGCCAGAAACACGCGGUAAUGCAUUAGACAAAAGUAAAGGUACAAUGAAUGUUAGGUAGUAGGUAGUUGUAAUGGGCUGACGUGCGCUUAAGUCUUGACUGAUUCCCGUUGUUCCCGGAUCUAGCCCCGCAGUCGGUCGAUCAUGGUUGUGACUGCUACAUAUCCGCGGCCGAGCACUCGGGCACCGGUGCGAAGUCUUUCCCUCAUAGAUGUAGAUACAAGAGACUACUUCGCUGUGUAAUAGUGGCAAACUCUUCUGACAAAUAAUUCGAUCGUGUAUAAUAAAUGUUGAUAUAUAUUGUAAAGUAUAAUAUAUUGUAUAAUCAUCACGAUUAUUAGAUGUCAUCUCUUGAUUUUUGACGUCCAUGUGUGAUGCACACAUAUAACUUUUGUAUGAGAAGAUGUAUACAUAAUAAACACACAGUCUGUGAUAUUUUGUAGUUAUUGGACAGAGUAGGUAUGAAGUAUUGCUUGAAUAAAGGAAAUACAAAUAUAUGUUUUAGAGUAAGUGCGUUAUUGGUAAGAAACUGUUGUUGUAUACUCAAAAAAUUAUUCGCUGAAAUUUUAAAGAACCUGAAGACAAACAAGUAGCGUCUGUGAUUUUAUACAUAUAAUCGUUAUGUAACGACAAAUGCAUGGCCAUAUCAAAAUCAAAUUGAUUUUUGUAUAUUAUCAUUAAGUGAAUAUGAUUGUAAUUGUAAAGAUUUGUUCUACGUCCUGGAAUUUAAUGGAAAUUUAUUUCGCAUAAUAUUAGUAGUGGACCUCGGACAGUUAUGUUUUAGGCGUUUAAAAGUCAGGUAUCGCCGCGGAAUUGACUUGUCCGAGGGCCGCUGGAGAUUAAGCGAAAGGGCGCUAGCUGCGCCCGCGCAUACUUGCCAAGUCGCGGAGAGAGCCCAAGCCGAUGGAAUGGUUCGUAGCUUUGCCGAGUUAGUUUCAUUGUACCGUGAAUUGUUACGUGCUUAUUAAUCGUAUGUUAUAUUAACCGACCACCACAGAGCGAACACCUCGUCAACGGCGGAUGGUGUUGUACAAAAGUUAAUAAUUUGUUGUAUAAUGUAUGUAAUUCUAGUUUUAUCGUCUUAUAUUAUUAUUUGUAAUUGUAAUGAAAGAUCUCAUUUUAUUAAUCGGUAUUUUCUAACAAGGCGCUUCAUUAGAUCAUGACUAAGCCUACCUCACAAACGUUAAGACUAGUGUUUCGCCGCGGCGCCGCCCGGCCGCAAACGAGUCUAAACAAGAUCUCAAUUUGAUGAAAACAAACUUUUAAAAAGACUGGGACGCUUUACUGAAUGUUGUGGGAUAGUAGUUUCUUCGAAGAUAUUACUUAAAUUAUGAUAGGAGCAUUUAUUUCGUUAAGGGCGCCGCCCACGCACGCUCCGCUUCCGACGCACUGGACAAACAAUUAGUACAAAAUUCGUUACAAAAAGUAUUAUUUCCCAAAAUCCAAAUUCAGAAAGUAUUAAUUUCAAUCAAAGGUGCUAUACGUCCUUUGUUAACAUAGUUGAGGCACAAUCAUGAUUAAAGUCAUGAUGAUUUUUAUUGAGAUAAUCAACUGAGAUGUUUAUUAACCAACCAAAUUGGCCGUAUAUCAAAGUUCUUCCGCGCCUCAUACUGAUAGAUUUAGCGAGUCAAUUAUACACUUGAUGGAGUAGAUACUAACAGCUGUCACCGCCAGACGCUUAAAUAUCCUAAAAGUAAGGUGGACUGUUCAUUGGAGCGGCAUUAUAUUGAGAUACGUACUAAUGAAAGAACACUACAAUCUAAAUCUUAAAAAACCGUUGACACGUAUUGCUUGUAGACAGUGGACCUUACUAUGCGUCAUUUUCUACCAUACUCUAUAUAGAACCAACUUCGUAAAUAGUUAUUCCUUUUGUAAAUAAAUUGUUGUACACUGACCACUACUGACCAGACAAUAUAUUAUUCUGUAUGGAAUAUCUCGGGUCGAACUGUCAGAUUAUAUGUGUGAGAUUAAUAAAUGGUUCGAAUACACGAUAGUAAACCAUGCUUUCUUGUGUGAUAGUGAAUAGUAGUAUCUAAACUUCUAUAGCAUAGCAAGCAAUAAAAAUAUUAUAAUUUCUGAAGAUUAAUAUUACAUAAUAAAUAAAUAUAUCGUGUAUUUGUGCCAAUUUUUCCAAGCGCGAAUGGAUUAAUGUAGGUUAUUGUUGUUCAUAGAAUAUAUCUGUGUACUUGAAAAUUCUGCAAUUCAAAUCUGACUUCCACAAGCAUUUUGGAUCCGUACUUAAUUUAAAAAUGUUGAAAAAAAAAAGUAUGCUUAAAGAUAAUUUUAUAUCCCAUGUUUUAUGAUUAAAAUUAAUUAAUUGCACAUUUUUAGAAUCGAAUACACAGAUUAAAUUGUAUAAUAUCGAUGUUGCCAAUGUGAGAAACGGCCAGUAAUGGUUCCAUAGUCCGUAGCCUUAGUUUGCCGAGCUCUACAUCUACACUCAGGUGAAAAAAUAUGUCUAAUAUUUCCGAAAACAAAUGGAUAACAUUUUUGCAUCUGACUGUACAACACACGUCGACACAAACGAUUGUGCCAUCAGUAACCGGUAAUUAUAUACUUUCACCGAUUUCUUCAAUGGUUAAUUGAAUUCGAAUAUACUUUUGUUAAAUAAAAGAACAGAUUUUUAAUAUUACCAUGUGUACUAAACAAUCAACUCAUGUUUUCAAUUGUCUGACACUAUUUUGAACGUGUAAGAUUAACGUAGAGAACAGGUAAUGAUGUGUCAUUUAAUUCAUAGAUAAAUAAUGAUUACCUAUAUAAAUGUUAUGUAAUUAUAUGACAAAUAUGGCAAAAAAUAUAUAUGUAUAUUUUAUUGUAUAGCGGAAUGAGUACUAUUUCAGAUUAAUGUAAAUGGAAAAAUGUUAUAGACCGAGAAAAUAUGUUAAAGAUAAGUUAACUGUUUGUAAAAAGAAGAGAAAAUAUGUAUAAUUGAAUAUUUGA
This is a messenger RNA of Ostrinia furnacalis (Asian corn borer), 4527 nucleotides long. It is a transcript of the gene Atx-1, whose product is annotated as Ataxin 1. Gene Ontology annotation, molecular function: protein binding; RNA binding. Bases 10 to 936 code for a protein of 308 amino acids. Gene Ontology annotation, biological process: regulation of DNA-templated transcription. Lineage: Eukaryota; Metazoa; Arthropoda; Insecta; Lepidoptera; Crambidae. The record is from RefSeq and is a predicted model, not a curated record. The transcript has 3 exons.